AUGAGGUUAAGCCUUCCAGUAAGCAGUGAGGUGGAGGGGUUCGUUCCACGCUGCAGGCCCGCAGCUUGGGCGCAGCUGCUGCAGGUGUACAAGAUCCGGCCGGCGCUCAACUCGUCCCUGGUGGUGGUACCCCUGGGCCGCUGGGACCGCGCCAACGGCACCGCGGCGCUCUCCAGCCCCAGGGCUCUAGAGGCCAGGGGAGAUCUGCAGGAGGCGGUGGGCGGCGCGGGCGGCGUCAAGGACCUCAAGACGGCCAGCGUCGACGACGACUCGGACGACGCCCGCAAUCUCAUCGAUGUCAUGGAGUUUGUCGCGCGCUCCCUCAACGCCAGCUACGAGCUGGUGGCGUUCCCGAUGCUGGGCUGGCGCAACAGCGAGGGCGCCUGGCUGCACCUGCUGGGGGCUGUGACGCGGGGCGCCGUCGACGUCGGGCUCGACAACGUCGUCAUCACCAAGGAGCGCGCGCGCGACAUGUUCUUCUCCUUCCCGCUCGUCGAGUCCAUGAAGAACAUCUACUUCCGGCGGCCGGAGGGCGGCGCGCUGCGCGACAUCUUCCUGGCGCCAUUCAGCCCGCGGCUGCUGGCGUGCGUGGCCGCCACUGGCACGCUACUGGCGCUAGCAGCCGCUGCCGCCACCGCCGCCGGCGUGGGGGCCGGCCUCGCGGACCGCCGCUGGGGCGCGGGGGAGGCUUUCGUCUGGAGCAUCAGCGUCCUCUGCAUGCAGGGCAGCACGUGGAACCCGCGGACGGCGUCCGGCAGCCUGGUGCUCAUGUUCGGGCUGGUGUUCGCGCUGGUCAUGUACAACGCGUACGCCGCCUUCAUCACGUCCGUGCUGUCCGUCAGGGUGGCCUCCAUACGCGGCCUCGACGACCUGCUGCAGAGCGACUUCCAGUUCGGCUACACGCUGGCCGGACAGGGCGAGAUGUUCCUCAGGACGGCGAACGACUCGCACCUGCGGCGGCUGUACCUGCGCGGGCUGGUGGGCAACACGGGCGUGCACGACGCGUCGGAGGGCCUGCGGCGCGCCGUGCGCGGCGGCUACGCCUUCUUCGUGAGCUCGCGGCUGGCGCGGCGCGCGCUCGCCUUCACCGUGGAGCUGCAGCGCCGCUGCGACGUGCGGGAGCUGCCCGUCGAGGCCACCCGCUCCUCCGUCGCGCUGCCCGUCAGCCGCACCUCGCCCUUCCGCCGCCUGCUCAACCUCAGCCUGCUGCGCAUGCGCGAGGCAGGCGCGCUGGCGCGUGCGCGCGAGGCUCUGCUACCGCCGCUGCCGCGCUGCCACGACGAGUCGGCCUUCAACUCGGCGCGACUGGCCGACGUCUACUCGGCCUUCCUGCUGCUCGGCUCGGGACUGAUGGGCGCCGCGGCGCUCACCGUCGCGGAGUUCGUCUGGAAGCGGCGCCGCCUCCUGCGCAGGCUGCGGCACACCCUCUGCGGCGACGCCGAUGGCGACGCUGCGGAAAUGUUGCGUCCCGUGGCGCCCGCGGCCGGCGCCCUCCCCAUGGGGAGCAGGUGUCCGGCCAUGGCGCUGCCCCGCCCUUCCGUGCAGUGGCUCGGUUAA
Molecule: messenger RNA, 1557 nt
Organism: Schistocerca cancellata (South American locust)
Lineage: Eukaryota; Metazoa; Arthropoda; Insecta; Orthoptera; Acrididae
Product: ionotropic receptor 75a-like
Exons: 7
Coding region: 1-1557 (518 amino acids)
Cellular component (GO): membrane
Molecular function (GO): ligand-gated monoatomic ion channel activity
Source: RefSeq, a predicted model, not a curated record